AUGUGUGUGAGCAACGCAGCCAUACGUCUGGAGUUAAGGAUUGCAUCAUUGGAGACGGUCAUCUGGAAGCGAGUCUUUGGCUAUUGGCUGUCCAGCUGGCACAGGCUUCCCAACCAUUACCUAUUUCAGUGCCUCUGGCGGGACGACUUUGUCAAUCCAUGGGUAGGAAAAAUCCAUGCCAAACUUCUGAGCAUCGGAAUUUCCCCAGCGGACUCCUUAAAGAUGAACUUACGCUCAGCCAAAAGACUUAUUGAGCAGAGAUUAGCAGACAUUGAAAAUCAACACAACCUCGCCGGGGUGAGGGUGUCUGCUCCCCCAGGUAUCACGGAAUAACCUCACCACUUGGCCUUCCAUCAUACAUGUCAUCUCUUUCAUCUGUACCACACCGACAUGCAUUUAUUCGUGCAAGGUUCAAUGUCUUUCCAUCGAACCUGCUGAGCCACAGAUUUUCCAAGGGUUUGGUGUCUCCACUAUGCGUGUGUGACGGGAAAACUGUUGAUUCUCUCUCACAUAUAAUGUUCAACUGUCCCCGACAUAGCAUAGCCAGGACUAAAUUCCUGGGCCCUGCUUUACUGCGCUUGGUUGGCAGGCCUGCUGAGUCACAUGCCGCACUACUUUUGCAGGAUACAGAUCCUUCUGUAACUCUGCAGGUGGCGAGAUUCCUGAAUGCAGUUAUCUCACACACGAACACCACCAAAAACAACAACAUCAAAAACUAAUCGGACAGUUUUGAAGAGAGUGCAUGUCGGAUCCCGUCUUUAGUUCUCCUUUUCAGGGAUCCGUCCCUUGGAGCUCUCCGGGCCCCAAGCUGUUAUCUGGCUCUGCUCAAUGUCCCACCCCUGCAUCAUGGUGUUCACCUUCUGGUGCCGAAUAUAUUAGUUUUUAUGCCUCUGUGCUUUUAUGUUUGUACAUACUUUAUGGGCUAAUAGCCGUAAAUAAAUAAAUAAAUAAAUAAAUAAAAUAAAGCUUAUGUCCACAGAUCAAUGCGUAUAGCUUUGGUCUGCUUGAUUUUGUCCAUAAAGCAGGGGGAGGGAACUGUAAACCCAGGGGACAAAUGUGGUCCACCAUCCCUCUCUCUCUGGCUCUUGGGAAUCUUCCUUAGACAUGCUGUCUUUCUCCCUAGCAACAUCCACUUUCCAUAAGUGUCACAGCCACCUUGAGUGUUUGUACCUGGCUGGAAUGUGCGCUUGAACUCUGAUGGCGACAAUCGCUUGUCUGGAUGGAUGGCAGAGAUGGGUGUGUGAGUAUGUGUAGGAGCCAGCCCACCAUACAAAAGUGGAGUUUGCAUUCAUUGCUUUGCCCACUUUUGCCUCUAGCUCCUUCCACCAUGUGGCAUGUGACCCCCCCCCCAAAAAAAACCCUUUGGGCUGAAAACCAUUCCCCACCCACUUUCUUACUGUCUGCUCUAGCAGAACUCUAGCUGUCCCCACUCGUCACAGGGCUAUACCACCAGUUUCCCUGGGGGAAAGGAUCCUAUUGACCUUGUAUAUGUGAAUUUAAAAAUAUAUUUUGAUGUUUGAUUUUGAGCACUUAAAACAGGCAUAGGCAAACUCGGCCCUCCAGAUGGUUUGAGACUACAAUUCCCAUCAUCCCUGACCACUGGUGCUGUUAGCUAGGGAUGAUGGGAGUUGUAGUCCCAAAACAUCUGGAAGGCCAAGUUUGCCUAUGCCUGACUUAUAAGCUGCCAUGGAAGAAUUUGUAUCCUGAAAAAUGGGCCAUUGAUGAUGAUGAUGCGACUAGCUAAAAAUAAUAUUGUGCCACAUUCCAAACCAAGAUUAAAAUGUUGAUUACGGCUGCAAUCUUAUGCACACUUACAUGGAAGUAGUUCUCAUUAAAAUCAACGGUGCUUCUGUGCAGAUCUGUAUAGGGCUGUACUGUAGUGUGCAUGCAUAUUAGAACUCAGGAUAGCUCAGUAGGUAGAGCAUGAGGCUCUUCAUCUCACGGUCUUAGGUUCAAGCCCCAAGUUGGGCAAAAGAUUCCUGCAUUGCAGGGGAUUGGACUAGAUGACCCUUUCCAAUUCUACGAUUCUAUCGUCACAUGGAUAGAAAAGUUACUUUCCUCUAAGGAGUCAAUAAUACAUUAGAUUUGCAUUGUGCUUACUUAUGCAGCACUAAGUCUUGAGGCACUUUAACAACUAACAAAUGUAAUGUGUAUUUCACUGGUGUCUGCUCUCUGAUGCAUUGAUGACAAUAUAUAACUCCCAACACGUUUACUACUUAAUACAGUACGUAUAAUCUGCAGAAAGGGCAAAGAGGAUCAAUAUGCUCCAAUUGCUACUACUGAGCUCUAUGUGGCAAUGGAGGCCAAAGCCCACAGACAAUUAAUUUGUAUCAUGCCCAGGCUAAAAGUGAAACUGAUUUGAGUCCAGGAAGUUGAUAGUGUCUAAAUAUGCUUCACAUUCCAGUAGAUGAUGUACUAUCAAGGUGUAUUUAGAGAUUAAACUAUCAUGCUUCAAAGUGAUGUGCCAGGAUUGAUUUUCGAAAGUGUUCCUUUUAUUUAGAACAGCCUCCUCCAACCUGAUGACUUCCAGAUGUUUUGGACCAACUCACAUCAGCCCCAGCCAGCAUGGCAAAUGGUCUGGGAUGGUGGGAGUUGGAGCCCAAAACAUCUGGAGAGGGCACCUAGUUUAGAAAGGCCAUGUAAUGGGCACAGAGGACCCAUAAAGGGCUGAAAGAUGCCCACAGAAACCUGGCCUCAUUAACUUUUGGAGUUUUUGGUUUGGCUGGUUUCUCACUUUUGCUUAUGACUAUGUGUUUCUUAUUAAAUCAGUGGAUAUAAUUAGUAUCUAACUUUAAAGUCUACCAAGUGAUGGCUUGGUACUCCCUCUUUAUGCAAUUUGCCUAAAUCCUCUUUGAACUAGUUUAAUACUUUCUCUUUUUUCUCCUGCUGCUUUAGUUGGCAGAUCUAGCCACUGUGUGUGACAGAAAUUCUGCCUCAAAUCUUGGAUGGAUUAGUCUCUUUCCCUAGCUACAGUCUGAGACCUCUUGUUCUUGACCUAGUUAUCUCUCAAAUAACUAGUUGGCAGUCAUUCACUGUUUUCUUAAAAACUGGCUGCACAAUCCUAACCACAUCUACUAAGAAGUAAGUUCUACUAAAUUCAAUGGGGCUUACUCCCAAGCAAGGUGUGUGGGGUAUGUGUAUUAAUAUUAUAGUUUUAAUCACUUGAAGACCCAGUGAGGCCCAGUACCUACCAGUCUCCACCUUAUUGCCAAAAUGAAUGUGACCACGUUAGUAGCCAUCUGGCUUCUUGAGGCUAAGACAGAUGGGAAUAGCAAAAGUUUUUGGAAUAAGAGACAUGUUAUGGUGGUACAUCACAUGAUCCUAUUUUAAAACUCAGUUGCUGGACCAUGAGCACUAAUGGUCAGCUGCUGUUUCUAAAGCUCACUGAAAAUGAAAUUAAUGAACUUCCUAGAGGAAUAGCAUCAUUAUGAAAGCAUUAAAAGAAUACAGUGUGGUGGAUUAAAUGCAGAAAUAACUAAUCAUUUUGCAAACCUUACAAACGAUGGAACUAGAAACCGAUCGGUAACACAUUGAAUGAAUAGUGCAUGAUAUUGAAUGAAUAAUGCAGGAUAUUGGUUUAGAUAAUCAAAUACUUUUGAAGAUUGAACUCAAAAGGUCAUCUAGACAUCCCACAUCAUUAAGCACUAUUAAUUAAACACAGUAUAUCCCAGACUGGUGUGUCCCUCAUUUUUAAAUAUACUUUUUUAAAAAAAUCAAUAAUAAGAUGUAUAUGCUUAAGCAUCACAAAGGAAAAUAAUAAUGCCCUGUGACUGCAUGUGUGCCAAAAUGAAAGAAUGUACAACUGAGAAAACAAAGAAUCAUGUUUGCAAUUUCAUUACUGAAUAAAUAAUGGUGGGUUUUCAAGAAAUGCAAUCUCCCUGCUGUUGUCAUUCUUGCUCUAAUUUCCCUCCAUGCAUAUUAAAGAUUGUGAAAAAUCUGAACCAUUCUCUUUCUCUCAAGUCUGUGUGUUUACCUUUUCACAACCCUUAUGUUUAAGCAAAAUUUUCAUGGGGCUACUGUACUAAUCAAGAAAUAACUAGACAGCACUAAGGUAGCCUCAGCUGUGUGACAAAAGCUGAAAUCUGUAACCUGUACUAAUGUUGCAGAUUAGGCACAUUGGCAUAGACUUGCUUAUUUUGCAUAAUGUACUAUACGUCUGAUAGCUGGGAGCAAGGCAAAAAGCUAUACAAGCACUGAUGCUUUGUCUGCAACUAGUAGAAAACCUCACUUGAAAAUUCUGAGAAUUCAGCAGCAUUGCUCACACACUUUCACAGCCUUGAGAUCUAGAAAUCUGUAUUUUUUAAAAAAGAAAGAAAGUGUAUUUAUUUUGAGAAAACAUAAUAUACAAAAGAUAGCCUAGCAAGUGCUGUCCCCAGCAACAGGAAAAGGUGGGAUACAGAUUAAUAGUAAGAAACUGAUAUUGGCAAGAUGAAGACCUCUCAACAUCAUGUUAUGUUAUUUAUUUAAUUUCUAUACCACUUUAUAUUUUAAAUAAAAACCUCAAAGCGGUGUACAGCAUAUUAAAUCAAUAAAACAAUAGCUGGGCGAUGUUCCUCCGGCCUCAUGAGGAGCCUCUUCAGUGGGGCUGGUGAGUGUGGGCCCCGUCCCCUAGGCCAGGUGAGAAACAGCCUGUUUUCAGAAACUUAAGAGAGUGGAGCACGAUCACACCAAUGACUGUGCCCCACAGUCUAUGCAUGUUCAGCUGAAAGUCAGAGGCUUUGCUGGUGUAUGUUCAUAGGAACCUCCCUCCUUGCAAACACAGAACUCCAAAAAUGUGAUAUAUAAAAAAGAAAUACAAAUACUGUAUGCUUUAUAAUAAGGGGAGGGAGGAAAAGAAGAUGAUUUGAACUCAAACCAGGAAAAGAAGUUGUAACUGGCUCCACCAGCAGCUCAUGCAUCCAGAAUGCUGCUUUAGUAGAUUUAGCUUGUUUUAGCUUCUUGCCAGCAUUAUGUGAAAUAAGGCUCCAUCAGAAAUAAUUUUAUUUUAGUAAGAAGAUAUCAACUUUAAAGAGGCUUGUCAGUACUAGCGCAGAAAAAGAUAAACAGCCUCCAGACAAACCAACCCCACCAAGUCUUCAGCUUGCAGAAGGUUAGAAGAAUAAAGGAAUAGAUUUAAAGCAAAAUGAUAGCUCCAUUACAAAGCACUGGCUCGAUUCCACUGGGAACCAGGAGCCUAAUGUUUGCAAGAGCAUUGCAUCUCAAGAGGAUGCCUAAGAAACAGGCAUGAGCACCAGUCUUGGAGAGGAGGAAAUGGUGAGCCUCCCCCCUGCUCCCCUCCCCCAAAGGCAGCACAGGUUCAGAGAGAAAAGGGCAUAAGCCAGCCUUUUAUGCAAACUAUUAUGGUAUAACAAAAGCAAGCUCCUUUGCUGGUUCAGCUUUUGCAUUUCCAUCCAUGGCCAGUCUCCAGCGCUGUCCAUGGUACUUUCCCAAGACUUUACCCUGCAGGAGGGGGUCAAUUUUCAGCAGAGCACUUCCCUAUCUGUACUUCUCCUUCCACAGCUAUAACCUGGUAGUGCAGAUGUAAUGUAUGUAAAUAGUACCAAAUUCAAACAUACAAUAACUAAUAUUAGCAACAAAAAUCAAAAUAAAACGCACCACCAGCUUUCACUGGGAUUGGUGGGCUGUUUCCCAGAUUUGCUUUCUGAGUCCUGUAUGUAGAAUGUUGUGGACAGUUCAGCAAGUCCAGGGAUGGGGAAAUGGUAGCUCUCCAGAUGUUGCCAGACUACAUCUCCCAUCAUUCCUGAUCACUGGCUAAGCUGGCUGGCACUGAUGGGAAUUGUAGUCAAACAACAUAUGGCUGGCUACAGGUUCCUCAUCUCUAAUCUAGUCUGAUCCCUUAGUUCUCCUCCUGCCAUCUCAUCAUUUUCUAUUUCUAAUCCUUCCUCCCAUUGCUUAGAUACAAAUUUACAUCAAUUUAACAAUCCUUUUCCAAAUGGAAAUAUAGUCACUAAUAAUUUUAUAGAAAUCAAUGGUCAGUUGAAACAUUUGAAAUGGAUUUUGGAAGAUGGGUAGCAUUCUUAAAUAUGAAUGAUUAUAGAAGGCAAAUGUCCAAAAGAGGGAAAAUAACUUUGACUUUUUUUCCCCCUUAAGAGCACCAGGAAUAAAAAGAAAAGCAGAUUGGUUUUUAGUGUGUGCUCUUGUUUGCCUGGUCCUGGUAGGUUUCUUCUGUUCAGUUCCCACACAACAUAUCUCAUUGUUCGCAUACACCACCCUUUGAAUCAGUGAUAACUAAACUAGUUCCAAAUGAGACAGUGUUUUGGCAUGUCUUGCUGGGCUAUUUGAACAUCCUUCCUCCCCUUAAAUGCUGUCUUGGAUAGAAUUUUUGAGAAGUGCUAAGUUUGCAUAUUCGAAGAAGGGAAGAAAGAAAGAGGUGAGGCCUCCAAAUGGUCCUAAUUUUUAAAAAUCAAACUUUAUUUUAAUUUAAAUAUUCGUUACUUAUUAUUUGCAAAAGCAAUCACGGAGAAGGCUGCAGUUAAAAUUCAAACUUAACAACGGAUAUUACAACCAUAGUAAGCAGAAGAAAUACACAGGUAAUACCAUAAGGAACUAAGUUCACAUGGAAAUAGUCAUCAAAAGCCUGAGUGAAGAAACCAUUCUUCAGCCUUCACUUAAAACACAGCAAGGUUGCUGCCGCCAUAUCUAAGAGGGAAGGGAAUCCCUUAGCCAGGCCACCAUCUUUGAGAAGCCCCUUCUCCAAUGAUACAGUCCAUAGAGAAUUCUGAAAAGUCCAGUGUGUUUUGAAGACCCCCUUUUUUCCAGAGGAUGAGAGAUGCUGCCAUGAGUGCAAUACCUUAGCAGUGGAACCUAAUUGCUCCCAGAGAAGACCACCAUCAGCCAAAAUGUGUUCAGCUCUUCAGUGUUUGAUAAGAACUGUAUCAUUUGAUAAAAUAUAGCUUUUAAAGUACCAUUUUGAGGCCUUACCUCUUUCUUUCUUUACUUCUCUUGCCUGCUCCCAUUUAGGUUUGCAUACCCAGUGUUGCAGGAUUGUAAAAUAAGAAGUGGAACUGAACCCAACCCCCCCAGCCCUAAUGGGGAACUUUCAAGCGUUUUAGUGGUCCCUGCUGCAUUUUGGUUCUAAUGCAAAAUGGCAGCUAGCAAUGAACACAGUUAAGUCCCUUAAAUAAUACAUAUUUUACAUGAAAGCAAAACAAUUUGUAAUAGCUCUCUGGCCUCUCCAGUAGCUACAGCUAUCAUGGGGUAAUCACUCCCUUAGGGAAUUCAAAGUACUCAUCUGUUCUUCAUUUUCUGCUUUACUCCAAGGAAGUGAUUAUCCUGUGCCGAUGGUCAUAUUCUUUGUCAUGCCUUAUUGGUUAAUUGCAGCAUGCUUUUUUAAAAAAAGGAAAUCAGGUGAGGUUGUUGAAAUCCCUUUAAGAUAGUUUAAUGCCUUCUGAGCUGGUAGCGACAUGGACUAAUUAACCAUCCUUGAAGAAAAUCCAGAGAGCCUCUUCCAAGAGGCAACAUUUUCUCUCUUUCCCUGUACACAGACUGUGGUGAAGUCACGCUCCUGGUAUCUCAUGCACACCCCCAGGCUCUUCAUGUCAAAAUACACCAGCUGAGCAUGUAGGAUAAGAACAGCCACAGGCUUUCCUCUGCUCCUAGAGACAUUUCAAAUCUAUACGUUCCCCUGAUUAGUAUAAUGUGCUGCAUCUUUCAAAGGCAUCAUCUGCCCCCCUCUACUUCCCACUGUCAAGAAUGGGCCGCUUUUUGAGAGGGCAGCACCCAAAAAAUCACCACGCAACAGAAUAGCCACACAAGAGAAAACACACACAUGGGAAUGCACAAACACAGGAAAAGGCUAUACAGUAUGUGCAUAUUUAAUGUUUACAUCCAGAAAAAGCAUCAAAACAAUUCCUUAGCAUUUCUAACUGAACAUCUAUUUGAAAUAAUUGAAACUGAAACGUUAACAGAAAUUACAUUUCGCUAAUCCAUUUACAAUGGUAUAAAUUGCUUCGCAUAGCCAACUGCCAGGCUGACUGCUCUAGUUAAUAACUUUAAUGCUAACGUCCCUUCAGGCAAGGAGACAGACACACCGCUGACUGCGGAUGGUUUUGCUGCGGCGCUUUGGCUAUUGUCCAGCCCCUAUAGGAAAGCUAAGCUCACAGGUUUAGUCGCUUUCCUUAUCUCUUACUAACGUUGCAGCUGUUUAGUAUAGCAAUGCAAGCUAAUCCAGGAGGCAACAGAGAGGAUCUAAAACUAGGAUGAGGAACCUCGGGUCCAAGGGUUGAGGAUGGCCCUCAAGGUAUUCCCAUCCUGCUUUUGAGACUCUCUCCCAGGCUGCACCCCUCACUGACCCUGCUCCAUAUCCUCAAGAGCUUCUGCCUGGCUGGAACUACUGUCCUUGAACAGUAACAAUAACUUGCUUGCCUGGGUGGAGAGAUGGGUGUGAGUGUGCUGAAACUUCCAACUUUUGCAUGGUUGGAAGGUAGCCUGUUGUACAAAGGUAGGCAUCACACCCUUUGCUUUACCGACUUUUGCCUCUGACCACACCCAUUUCCAUCCAGCCACACCCACCACUGACAUUUGCCCCCUGGGAGCUUUCCCUUGACUGAGAGAAUGUGGCCUUCAGGCUGAUGAAAGUCCCCUACUCCUGAUUUUAUUUUAUUUUAUUUUUAAAAAAAUACCUACUUUCCCUCGCAUCAGAUGUCAAGGAAAUAAACAACUAUCUGACUUUUAGAAGACAUCUGAAGGCAGCCCUGUUUAGGAAAGUUCUUAAUGUUUGAUGUUUUAUUCUGUUGAAAGCUGCCCAGAGUGGCUGGGGAAGCCCAGCAAGAUGGGCGGGGUACAAAUUAUUUACUUACUUACUUACCAUGAAUCUAUUUUAUUUAAUUUUUCAGUAACAGCUGUGACUUUUUAUUUGAUUUUUAGAUGCCUUUGACCUUAUCCACCAAUUAUUUUUAUUUAGAAAAAUCAUACACUAUACGUAAUAGCAGUCACAAUAAAGUGAACUAUGUAACAAGUGUGCAAAUGAGGUGCACCUCUAUGUUCCUUGAAACUUUAGGCUAAGGUAGGCUUAAAUCUAAAUGAAUAACAACAAUCUGUUAAAUAUAUUUUUCAACAAGCGAUCUUAUAGUAAUAUGCUUUAAAAAAAUUCUGCUGUGGUUGCUGAAUUGAUGACUUGAUUUACUGGUGUUUUAAUAUAAUUUGUAAACUGCCCUGGAAUUUGAUAAUGAAGGUAGGUGUAUAAACAUUUCAAAUAACCAACAAUAGUAACAAUAGCAUUUUUUAAUUUAGCUAGUCAAAUCCUAUGACAAAAGGCUUCACUUGUGUUAAGAAUUGUGUCAUCAAAAACCAAGAAGAGUGCUCGCCGUUAUUGCUGUUAGGUUAUGUGUACCAUCUGAAGCAGAUAUUUCCAGGCAACACAAAGCAAAUCAUCAACUAUAUAUAAUUGCAUUGUCAGCUGUAACAAUGAAAUAGUGGAAGCCAUAAAAUAAUGCCAAGGUUUGUCACCAAUAACACAUGUAUCACACUAUGCCUUAUCUGACUUGAAGGGACUGAUGAGUGGAUAGCGAAAGGUCAUUAUCUUCCAGCCAUUAUGAAAUUAAUUUCAGCUGUAGUAAAGAAGAAACAGUGGGAAAAGUAUGAAAAUAAAUUGGAAGUUAAUCAACGGAUGUUCCACAGAUAAACCCGAACUGGAUCUUCAAGCACCCCUUGUGCUCAGUGAAGGCUAGAUGAACAGAUUGGAGCAUAAAUCCACUUGAUGAGAAUGGAAAGCUCCUCUGUUAUUAAACAUAAUUACUAAAUGCCAUAAAAUAAAAUGCUUUGGCCAGUUCAACAAUGUGACUAGAUGUCAGUUUUCUGAACACGUUCCAUUAAUCUAUUAUAUUUAUUAUUUGUGCCCAUGCAGAAGGUCAAUAAAAUGAGGUUCAUUGAAGUUCAUGUAGCUGUCUGUACUAAGAGGGACAGAGAUGUUUCCACUUCUCCCAUUUUUCUUUUACAUCUCUGUGCCUCACCUCCACCCCAGAGUUAGUCACAUGCAGUGUUGCUAUUCAUGAUUCUGACCUGAGAUAAAGAACUGAAGCUUUUAUACAGUGAAAAGUGGAUGGGGGCACAAUGACUGAUUCAUGUGGAUAUUAACACCUUCCCAACACAUUUGGAGCGGAGGAAAGCGGCUAUAUAAUUCUAUUUAAAUACCAGAGUUCUGGAAGCAGAAUUGCUGUUCCAUUUGAAGCUUAAAGCAGAAUAGCUAAAUAAUCCAUGUUUGGAAGCACCCCGUCUGAUAUUGAAAUGGGGAGUCAGACUGAAGUAUUUUUCUUUUUUCUUUUAGAUCAUAAAAUGCUUUUUCAGUUAAGGAAUUCAAGUGAACCUAUGGGAUCUAUGAUUUUCAAAGGUCUUUAUUGUUUUCUGCUAAAUCACUUAUACCCAGUCCCCAGAUCUUGAGGGGCAAUUAGUUCUACAAGCCCCUUUGAAAUGAAUGCGAGAGACCUGUUGUUUCACUCUGGCUCAUCUCUGUAGAGCAGGGGUCAGCAAACUUUUUCAGCAGGGAGCUGGUCUACUGUCCCUCAGACCUUGUGGGGGGGAUGGACUAUAUUUUGGGGGGUGGGGGUGGAAAAUGAACGAAUUCCUAUGCUUCACAAAUAACCCAGAGACGCAUUUUAAAUAAAAAGACAUAUUCUACUCCUGUAAAAACAUGCUGAUUCCUGGACCAUCCGUGGGGCGGAUUGAGGCGGCGAUUGGACCGGAUCCAGUCCCCGGGCCUCAGUUUGCCUAUCCAUGUUGUAGAGCAUCGUCUGGCACACUUCUCCCAUGAUUGUGCCCAAAGCCCAGCUUUCUCCUCCUGAAGACUCAUCUUUAUCUUACAGCUGAUUAGUUAGUUAACAGUUUGCAGAGCAUUUGCUAGUCAAAAAUAAAUACAGCUCAAGCUGUAAAUGUUUUAAUUAAUAAGGUACAAAAACAGUACAGCCUUUUCAUGAUUCAUUGCUAUGGAGAGUUUUAGAGUACAAGAUGGUUUGGGAGAGCUCUAAAGAUGUAACAUAUGAUAACAUUUGACAGAUGGGGAUUCUCAAAAAUGGAAUGUACUGAGUUGUUAUAAUAAUAUCAGGCACAUGAUGUUCACAUGUGCUCCCCCUUGCCCUGAAAUAGCUAGAAUACAAGCAAUAUUAUCACUUCAGUAGUCUUGGGCUGCCAUCCAAAGCAAAUUUACUUGGAAGAUGUAUGUCCCAUUAAAAUCCAAUAAAUGUAUUUAGGAUUGAGGUGGACAGUUCAACUGUAGUCUUACAGAGGCAACAUAAAUUUCACUGUCCUGCAACUAUAUGACAUUCCUAAAAACAUUAAUUUCAUGCACACAUUACACAACAGAGGAUGUAAUCUAAAGCACUUAGCACUGAUUUAUUAAUUUUUUCCCAGUUUGCAGAUGUUGUUGCUGCCAUGUAAAUCACAGUUGCUUAAUAGCUUUGUCUGGGAUAAGGCACAUUGACUGGCAGUGUGAGCUAUCAAUUUUAUGACUUUUUAUUUUUAAAAAAGGUCUAUUUUCUUCUGCAUGUCUAGUUACUUUCAGAUGCUGAUGUGCUCUGAUAGAUCCGACAUAUAGGAAUCCUACUAGUUGCACUUUAUAGUAAAAACCAUUAAGAAAUCAAUGGCUACCACAAAUUUAUAAUCCAAUGUUGAACUGCACACAGAGACUAUGUAAGUCACUCAUUGGAAGUCAAUGGAGCUCUAAAAAGGGGACAUUUGGUUUAUGAAAAGGUCACUGAACUAAUUGAUGUUCCUAAUUGCAGGGAUGGGGGGAUGCUUUGUUGCCUGACAGUGUGGUCUACUUAUUAUCGCACAUGGCAACAGAGUAAUCAUUGCUACCUCCUAAACCCACAAAAUUAUUCUGCAAACCAAGCAGAUCCAUUAACCUCCAGGGACAACACUAGCCAUACUGGUCUCCCACUUUGGCAGGGAGGUACAGUAUGGUUCACAUAUGUCUAAAUGACCUGAUCAUGACAAUGGCUUAGUAUUCAAACCAGAUCAUCAGAAUCCUACCCUUGAUUAUGAUGAAGGCCAUCUGAACUGGUAUAGAUAGUGAAGUCUCUAAGCAACACAAAGCAUAGUAGACUCCAGCACCAGGCUCAUGACCAGCUCUGACAGUUCACUUAGGGUAUCCACUGGGCAAUUAGGGGAAUAGUAUACCAGGACAAUUCCUAGCCUGUCCCUGGAACCCAACACCUAGAAUGCAGCCCGUGUCUGUCCAGGAAACCUGUGUAAGGAGAAUGACUUAUGGAGAACCCUAGCUACCUCAGGGCAACCAACAAUGGUUGUGCUGUUUGGGCUUGUUCACCCACAUUUGUCCUGAACAGAAUGGAUCUGGCAUUUCCCACCCCCAGAUAAGGGGGGAAAAAACAGAAAUUUCAUAACAUUUGAAAGACCAGGUGGUCCAUUGGCUGUCCCUCAACUUGCAAAAGCCAUUCCAUCAGGAUGCAGCAAGGGACAAUCGGGAAGCAGGGCAAUCCAUAAGCUCUGCUGAAAUGUCAACUCCACCAGGCUUCUUCCUCCAUCAAAUGUUGCCUCGCAGUGGCAGUCAUUCCAUCAAAGUGCAGCAAAGAGAGUGAAGGGAAGCAGGGUCACUCAGUUGGCUCUGCUUUAAGAUGAGCAAUUUUUGGCUUUCUGUUCUAGAUGGCCUUUAUAAGACCUUCUUUGUGACUAAGAAUUAAUACCUGAUUUUUGCUUUUCCCCUCCUCCCUCCCAAUACCUUUUCCUUCUCUGUCAUAUCUUAGCGUAUAAAUCAGUGGACAGGAAAAAUGAUGCUACUCGAUCUUAAUUUGUCUUAUGAAUUGUAAAAGGGUUUUACAAAAUAAAAGCUGAAAUUGUUUAUUAAACAGGUUGGAGACGGAGUCAUCUAGAAGUAACCCUGGCUUAUUCAAAAGUGAAAUAAUUGUACUGAAGAAGAACAAAACUUGAAGUACAAGAAGGCCGUAAUCCUGUACCCACUUAUCUGGAGGUAAGUUCCACUGAAUUCCUGCUGAGUAGACAUGUAUAGGAUUGCACCGUAAAAGACAAAUUCAAAUCUGUAGUAAAGAGAUAGAAUGAUCUGUGCUGUUAUAUGAUAUGCAAUCUUUUUUGCUUUCUGAAGCUAAUUUUUAAAAAUAUUAAAACCAGGCACCUAAAAAAAAGACAUUAGAUUACCUUAAUCUAUCUAUGUGGAAGCUUAUACCAGCAGUUAAUGACUGGUUUUCCUUAAUGACCCAUUAAGACUCCAGCAGAGUAGCCACUAACUCUGCUAUUUUGCAGAAUCUGUUUCAAAGGGACUAUUAAUAAUAAAACCUGACCUUGAUUUAUAAACCAAUACAUUUUUAAGGCUCCCAUCUUCUACACACUUACCUGUCAGUCAGUUCAUUUGAACUACGGUAAAUGAGACUUACACCUAAGUAGACAUGUGGAGGCUUGUGUAAUAUCUUCUUACUUGGAGUAAGGCCUCAACUGGAAAUAUUAUGAAAUCAAUAAUAACUUGAGAGUUAAUCCUCAGGUUUUUUAAGCUAGUCAGGAGACUUGGGGAAACUCUUGAAAUGAUAAAUAAUUUAAAUUCUCAAUUCUGUUGCUGAAGCAAAUUUUACUGAGCAAUUAUGAGUGCGGAGAGAACCUGGGGAGUAGAGCCUUGCAGAUGCAGCAUAUCAGAGACCAAAAUGUGUAACUUACAUGUGUAACCUGACCAGUUUUCUUUUUUUAAGACCUUGACUUUGCUGUCUGCAGAACAAGGUAGGGAGGCAAACUGAACAAAAGAAUAUAAACAAAGGAGACACUUUGCCUGCUGCCACAAAUCCCCAGCAGCAGAGGUUAUUAAGCAGCAUUCUGCAUGUCAGUCAAACACAAACAUUUCCUUUAUAUUUUGAACAGUCAUGAAAAUUCUCAAGGCCGGUCCCUGACAUUCUGCCGCCUGAGGCAGAGAAGCAAAUUACACCCCUCUCUGCAUAGCCCUAUUCAAUUUGCACAACAAUUCUUGAUGUUUUCCCUUGCACAACAAUGUUCUGCCAGCGUAACAAGAAUCACACUUAAGUGACUUACCAUAAUAAAUUAAAUAGCUAACAAUUUCCUGCCCUUUCAUGACCCUCAGCAUCAACUGCCUGAGGCAACCAUCUCCCUCUGCCCAACAGUAGGGUCUUCCCUGAAUAUUACUGAUGUUUGUACCGACCAACUCCCUGAAAUUCUAGCAAGCUGGACAACAGGGAUGAUCCACCAUAUGAUCCAACUCCAUCUCCCAACUCUGACCAUUGGAGGUGGAGUUCCACAUCCUCUGCAGGGCCACAGGCUUCCUAUUCCUGCUCCUCAGCCUCAUGAACACCUAGUUUGACCGAACAAUUCCUUUUCCCCAUCAAUAUUCAACAGAACUUCCUCACUACAUUUUUAGGCUACCCAGUAACAAAAAGUUACCUGGGAGACUUACAAUAAAAAUUUGAAACCAUUAAAUAUACCCAACAAAACAAAACAAAACAAAAACACAACCCCAAAAACAAACAACAAAAUCUAACACAUCCUAAAACUAUCAACAUAGAGUAAAAUCAAUAUGGUUAACUCAUGGCAGUGCUGGAAACUGAAGAGGAAAAAUGUAAAAUCUUGGGUAAAUUAAAAAGGUCUUUAGUAGGUGCUGAAGAGACUGCAGUGUAGAUAUCAGGUGAGCCCCUCAGAGAAGGACAUCCCAUAAUGGGGGCACCACCACUGAACAGGCCUGCUCUCUAGUAGUGACCUGUCAUCAUUCACCUGGAGAAGAGCCUCACAUAACUAUAUAUAUCACUAUGUAGAUAUAGGAGAGAGGAGAUGAUCGUGUAAUCUUCCCCCAAGACAUGCAGAUCUAAAGCAAGCAAGAAUUUCCCAGCUACAAAUGGCAUAACACAUUUCAGCAGCUUAGAAAUUUCCCAUGAUUUUAUACAUCUGCAGGGUAGCAGAGUACCUGUCACCGUCCUCCACACAGAAUGAAAUAAAGUUAGAAAUCUUCUGCAACACCCUUGAUAACCCGACUCUCUGAAAAUAUCAGCAUAACAAUGAACACUCAGAGAGCAGAAAAGUGUAAUGACUGACAUUUUCAAUUACCUAGACAUUUUUGGAGCAAGGAAGUGGCAUGAGGUUGAUAAAGGGGUUUCAGAGCAAGUGAAUUUAUAAAUGACUAACAUCUAAGAUUUUUCAAGUGUAAUUCACAUCUGAAAUAAAAUAUGCUGCUUUGUUCAUGUAUGUAGGCACGGCCUAGUCAUUCUAGUAACCAGAUGUAUCCAUUGUCCACACAUAAAGAUGAUGGUUCUCAGAAGCGGCAUUUCCAUGGAAUUGCUGUGGUGGCAAUUCCACCUGAACACUCCCAAGAUGCUGAUGGUGAGCUGAUAGUGUGA
Molecule: messenger RNA, 15293 nt
Organism: Podarcis lilfordi (Lilford's wall lizard)
Lineage: Eukaryota; Metazoa; Chordata; Lepidosauria; Squamata; Lacertidae
Source: the annotation of a GenBank genome assembly